Messenger RNA from Rhododendron vialii, 1310 nucleotides. Its product is annotated as zinc transporter 4-like. Lineage: Eukaryota; Viridiplantae; Streptophyta; Magnoliopsida; Ericales; Ericaceae. Gene Ontology annotation, biological process: zinc ion transmembrane transport. Gene Ontology annotation, cellular component: plasma membrane. Gene Ontology annotation, molecular function: zinc ion transmembrane transporter activity. The transcript has 3 exons. Bases 86 to 1126 code for a protein of 346 amino acids. The record is from RefSeq and is a predicted model, not a curated record.
AUAUCCUUUCUUAUAUAUAUAACCUCACAACCACCAUUAAACCUACAAACUCCUGUCUGAUCUCUUGCCUCUCUUCUAGCUAGCCAUGAACAAUGUUUUUUUCUUCUUCGUUCUCGUCCUCGUCCUCUCAAUCACAAUACAAGCUGCCGCUUGGGCGCGCGAUGCCGAAACCGGGGAGGGCAACGACAAAGUCCAGGCCCUCAAGUACAAACUAAUCGCAAUAGCCUCCAUCCUCUUCGCGGGCGCCAUCGGGGUCUCUCUUCCCAUCCUAGGCAAAAUCUUCCCCGCUCUCUCACCGGAGAACGACUUCUUCUUCGUGGUCAAGGCGUUCGCGGCGGGCGUGAUCUUCGCCACCGGAUGCGUGCACGUGUUGCCGGACGCGUUCAAGCUCCUGACGAGCCCGUGCCUGAGCGAGAACCCUUGGGGGGUGUUCUCCUUCGCGGGUUUCAGUAUCAUGAUCGCAGCCGCUGCGACAAUGCUGGUGGAUCAGUUUGCGAGCAUUCUGUUUAAGAGAAUGCAUUUCGGUAAGGCGAAACCGGUAUGCGAUGAAGAAAAGGUUGGGGAGCAUGAGGGUCACGUGCACGUUCACACGCAUGCUACGCACGGACAUGCGCAUGGCGCUGCGUUCGGGGAUGAGGCUCAACUUCUUCGGCAUCGGGUUAUAUCACAGGUAUUGGAGAUAGGUAUUGUGGUUCACUCGGUCAUAAUUGGCAUAUCUUUGGGCGCUUCUGAAAAUCCAAAGACAAUUAAGCCCCUUGUAGCAGCAUUGAGUUUCCAUCAGUUGUUUGAGGGCAUGGGUCUCGGAGGCUGCAUUUCUCAGGCCAAAUUGAAGGCAACAAGCGUCACGAUAAUGUCCAUUUUCUUCUCCCUAACCACGCCAGUCGGGAUAGCCAUCGGCUUUGCUAUCUCAAACUCAUACAAUGAAAAUAGCCCAACGGCUCUCAUUGUGGAAGGCUUAUUCAACGCUGCUUCUGCCGGAAUACUACUAUACAUGGCUCUCGUUGACCUUAUUGAAGCGGACUUCAAAAGCGCUCGAGUGCUGAACAAUCUAAAACUACUUUUUGCCUGCGAUGUGACACUUCUUCUAGGGAUGGGGUGCAUGUCCCUCUUGGCAAUGUGGGCUUAGACGUAGAAGAUAUAUAACAUUAAUUUUGUUAGGAAUGCCUAUUUUACCGUUACGUUGUUCGAAUCAUAUAGAUAGAGGCUGAUUAUAAUUUUUGACGAUAAAAUGGAAAAUUUUCAAGGUCUUCUGAAUAAAUUUUGCCCUUUUUGGGGGUAGUCCACAAUGAAUUAAAAUGAUGAUUUCUCAA